GCGGGAGUCAACGACAGGGGUGAGGGGCGAGGAGCUGGUCAGUGUGUGGUUCAGUGCUCAGCUCAGCGAACACCAGCUUAUCUUAUAGGUAACUUCUCUUACACGGUUGAACCAUCAGACUUCUGGCAUCAUGAUCUCUCCCAGUUCAAUGCCCGCUCAGCAAUCUGAGGCUCCAUCAGAAAGCCUGGAGCACCACUCGCCCAAAACUGAGGAAGUUGCUCAGAUUAACGACCAGUCUGGAGAUCUUGCAGCACGUGUGACGGAGCUACCUUCUGAUGCCACCAACUUGACUGAAAACAAAGAGGUUGAUAAGAAAGAUGCUACAGAUGAGGCAAAGGAAGAUGCAGUUCCAACCUGCAAGGAAGACCCUGCAACCACAGAUGGGGCAGAGAAAUGCAAGGAGGAAUCUGCAGCCACAGAUGGUGCCGAGAAAUGCAAGGAGGAAUCUGCAGCCACAGAUGGUUCCAAGGAAUCUGCCGCCACAGAUGGUGCCGAGAAAUGCAAGGAAGAAUCUGCAGCCACAGAUGGUGCCAAGGAAUCUGCAGCUACAGAUGGGGCCGAGAAAUGCAAGGAGGACUCUGCAGCCACAGAUGGGGCCGAGAAAUGCAAGGAGGAAUCUGCAGCCAUAGAUGGUGCCGAGAAAUGCAAGGAGGAAUCUGCAGCCACAGAUGGUGCCAAGGAAUCUGCAGCCACAGAUGGUGCCGAGAAAUGCAAGGAAGAAUCUGCAGCCACAGAUGGUGCCAAGGAAUCUGCAGCCACAGAUGGUGCCAAGGAAUCUGCAGCUACAGAUGGGGCCGAGAAAUGCAAGGAGGACUCUGCAGCCACAGAUGGGGCCGAGAAAUGCAAGGAGGAAUCUGCAGCCACAGAUGGUGCCGAGAAAUGCAAGGAGGAAUCUGCAGCCACAGAUGGUUCCAAGGAAUCUGCCGCCACAGAUGGUGCCGAGAAAUGCAAGGAAGAAUCUGCAGCCACAGAUGGUGCCAAGGAAUCUGCAGCCACAGAUGGUGCCAAGGAAUCUGCAGCUACAGAUGGGGCCGAGAAAUGCAAGGAGGAAUCUGCAGCCACAGAUGGUGCCGAGAAAUGCAAGGAGGAAUCUGCAGCCACAGAUGGUGCCAAGGAAUCUGCAGCCACAGAUGGUGCCGAGAAAUGCAAGGAGGCAUCUGCAGCCACAGAUGGUGCCAAGGAAUCUGUAGCCACAGAUGGUGCCGAGAAAUGCAAGGAGGAAUCUGCAGCCACAGAUGGUGCCGAGAAAUGCAAGGAGGAAUCUGCAGCCACAGAUGGUGCCGAGAAAUGCAAGGAGGAAUCUGCAGCCACAGAUGGUGCCAAGGAAUCUGCAGCCACAGAUGGUGCCAAGGAAUCUGCAGCCACAGAUGGUGCCAAGGAAUCUGCAGCCACAGAUGGUGCCAAGGAACCUGCAGCCACAGAUGGGGCCGAGAAAUGCAAGGAGGAAUCUGUAGCCACAGAUGGGGCCGAGAAAUGCAAGGAGGAAUCUGCAGCCACAGAUGGUGCCAAGGAAUCUGCAGCCACAGAUGGUGCCAAGGAAUCUGCAGCCACAGAUGGUGCCAAGGAAUCUGCAGCCACAGAUGGUGCCAAGGAAUCUGCAGCCACAGAUGGUGCCAAGGAAUCUGCAGCCACAGAUGGUGCCAAGGAAUCUGCAGCCACAGAUGGUGCCAAGGAAUCUGCAGCCACAGAUGGUGCCAAGGAAUCUGCAGCCACAGAUGGUGCCAAGGAAUCUGCAGCCACAGAUGGGGCCGAGGAAUCUGCAGCCACAGAUGGGGCCGAGAAAUGCAAGGAGGAAUCUGCAGCCACAGAUGGGGCCGAGAAAUGCAAGGAGGAAUCUGCAGCCACAGAUGGGGCCGAGAAAUGCAAGGAGGAAUCUGCAGCCACAGAUGGGGCCGAGAAAUGCAAGGAAGCUGUUGCUGACGUAGAGACCGCUGAGGAAUGCAAGGAGGAUUGUGUAUCCACAGAUAAGACGAAGGAAGCGGCAGUUGAGACGGGAAAGGAUGAUGCUGGGGCAGCAAUACAGAUUUUGGUGACGGAAGUUGACGAAAAAGAGACUCUACAAAUGAACGGCCUUCACGAUAAGGAGAAAACUGAGUAGUAUUUAAUUCACACGUUAUUUAUGUUAAUAAAUCUGCAAGCUUU
Molecule: messenger RNA, 2142 nt
Organism: Procambarus clarkii (red swamp crayfish)
Lineage: Eukaryota; Metazoa; Arthropoda; Malacostraca; Decapoda; Cambaridae
Product: high mobility group nucleosome-binding domain-containing protein 5
Source: RefSeq, a predicted model, not a curated record